UUGUGUCAACAACCAGGCCUGGGGACUUCAUAGCUGUUGUUUAUGUCGCCCAAAAUCGACAGCUAUUUUUCUAAAACCCCGGCAACACCUAAUCAAACACCAGUCUAACAAGAGGGAUCGAACUUCUCCAGAGCAAAAUCUAAAAGUUUUGGAAUGAGCCACCCCUGAUAUAAGUCGAAUGUCAUCGUUAAAGCAGCAAUCGACAUCUCACAAUCAGGAAAUUGGUCAAAUGACUGGGUCGGAAUUGAUGACGAUGUCAGAUGUGAUGAGCCAAUUCUUCGAUAAGUUAAAAUGUCUGGCGACAAAAGAGGACAUCAAUCCUUUACACCAAAAUUUUGAAGAUCUAAAAGCAAACUCCUAACUAAAAAAGAAAAUCGAACAUAAAAAAGCUGCACAUCAUCAUGACCUUUAUCUGGAACAGCUGGAUUUAAAGUCUCAUCGCAACAAUCUUACACUUAAAGGCCUUGACCUCCCAAAAGAUGUGGAUACUAGUAAAUUAGUGUGCGAGUUUCUCCAAAAAGUCCUAGGAUUGGAAUUGGAAGAAAAAACUCUGCAUGCGCACGCUCUGGGUAAGAAUGGUCAGUCCUAUAACAUCCCUGUCUUAAUCGUCUUUGAUUACUUCCGUGGCAAAAUAAAUGUUAUUAAAAACGCAAAAAAACUUCAAAACACAGGCUAUUCUAUUCAAGACGAUUUACCAAAAGAUUUAAGAUGAAAAAGAUAGAAACUUCUAGCGAUUCGUCGUCUCUUAUGGUGUCAUAACAAGUCCCUCAGAGUAACGGUUCGGACAGACUUCAUGGUUGUUACAUCAAAUUUAAAUGGUGCACUGAAAAGGGACUUCUUUUUGGUAACCAAAGUGGAGUAGACAAGCUGAAGGGUAUCACUAAAAAUGACUUUUCGGAUGCCAUCACAGAACUUUGCUCUCAUCCCCCGAUCCGGAGAAACCUUUCUUUCAAGUUCCACUACCAUCAGGACAUUCAUCGUGCAACCGGACACCAAGAGACACUCCAAGACCUUCUGAAAACAAACCAUCUGCCGUCAAGUCAGCAAUAAAAAAGAAUAACUACAAUAUGAAUUUCGACCGAGUGCCACCACUUGAUCCCCACCAAGGGGGUUUGAACUUCAUCCGGCUCUCUCCUCAACCGGUCCAGGGUCAGUUCAGCAUGGGCCAACCACAGUUUGACUUCACUCAGCAGCAGCAGUCGAUGAUGCCGCAGCCAGCUUUUCAAUCUACUUUCCAGCAGCAGCAAAUGCCCACUCAGACAACUCAGCAGCAAUUCCAGUGGUCUAAUCAAACUCAACAACCGUUGAUGCUACAACAUCAGCCUCAGCCACCGCAGCAUGUUUUCAAGCUUGCCGACCCGUCAAUGGAAAUCGUCGAUCGCAUGAUAGAAAAAUUCAUUGCCCAGGACAAUAUGUUUCCCAGUCUUAUUGAUAAGAUGAGAAUAACUUGUGAAAGCGGUGUCACUGUGAGUGGUCUUUUAGAAUCGGACUACUCAACUCCUAAUGAACUCCCUGUUCAAGUGCACAUUAAUCAAUUUAAAAUAAUUAAUAAAGUUCCUCUUCCACCAGAGAUCUUGGAACAGGUUGGAAUCAUUCAACCUGAUACGCUAAUGGGCGUCUUUCCUGAAAUCAGUAGAGCUUGGGUCAGUAUUGAGAGCGACCUGUACAUAUGGGAUUUUGAAACUGGUGGAGAUGUAGCAUACUAUGAUGGUGCUUGUGACAUUAUAACAAGUGUCGGCCUCGUGCCGUCACGCCCCGAUGUAUUUCAUCAGACUAUUAAACACCUGCUCAUUAUAACGACACCGUUGGAAAUAAUUGUACUUGGCAUUGUGCUAAACCAAGCUCCAGACAAACAGUCAAAUGAACUCCAGCUCACUCAUGAUAUAAUUUAUUCAUUACCGACUGAAGGAGUGCCAAUUAAAGUAGUAAAGGGAACGGUUGAUGGGAGGAUAUUUAUGGGCGGUCAGGAUGGCAAUGUUUUUGAACUUGUGUAUCAGAAAGAAAUUGGCUGGUGGGGCAAGAGGUGUAAGAAGGUUAACAUAUCGAAAAGUUCCUUGUCAUUCAUAGUGCCAUCUUUUAUCGCUGCGGCAUUCACCGAAGUGGAUCCGAUAAGGGACAUUGUUGUAGACGACUCUAGAAAUAUAUUGUAUACUUUAACGACCAAGGGCACGAUCGAUGUGUACGACUUAGGAAAAUGCGGGACCAGCUCGGCUUUCAAAGUUGCCACGUUAUCGCAUUCUUCAAUACACCAUCAAGCAGUACGUGCGUUUUUUUUCCAUAGUACACAACAACUUAUUCAACACACUAGGCGGGACCUUCCGGAAAUAACUGCUGUUUGCUCUCUUUGUGUGAUUGAAGAAACGGACUCGCCACAUUUAGGGCUUAUCGGUUUGACAAAAUCUGGUAUUAGGCUUUAUUUUUCGACUGGUAGCCCACCCCCACACAGGCCCUCUACUCUCAGACUCCUUCAUAUUCGAUUUCCGCCUGGUUUAAACCCGUCGUCGCUGCCUUUUAUGAGAGAUUCUCUCACAGUCCCCAUGCACAAAGCUGGUACUUUCAUCAUGGCCACGACUAACACAGCGAUGGUACAGGACAAAGUUUGGUGCUUCAGCUCGGACUUUUUCCCAGCCAGGAUAAAUUUUUCAGAGGAAACCCAGUUUCACAAUCUCUGCGCGCCUGUUGUUGCGCUUGCCGAUUUAAGCUUGUCGCCUUCAAUCAAGGAAAACUCAAAACCAGUUUAUGGCCCGAGUGGGCACAUCCUGGUUUACCAGCAGAACAUCGACCCAAACCGGUUCAUCCUCCUCACCCCGCAGGGAACAGAAGUUUAUGAGAAACUCAGACCCGUUGAUAUUCUUGCCGAAGUUCUUAGAGAAAAAAACGGCCCGGAUUGCAAUGAAAUCAAACAAUACUUUUUAGAACAGGGCACGGAUCAGGCUUGUGCCAUGGCUUUGAUUCUCGCUUGCAAUUUUAUGACAACACAGGCUCAACUGGCAGAAUGGGCAACCAGAGCAUUUUUCUUAUAUGGCGGUGAUCCCAAACACAUCAUCCAGCCAGCACAGCAUUUUAACAUAAAUCAGCCAAAUUUUGGACCUGGCCAAGUCGGCUUUACCGGAAAUCAACCUGACAUGGCUAAAUGCGCGACGAAUAUAUUUGACAAUACUCGCCAGUCUCCAGAUUUUGGUCUUCCCACUGGUUUCCGUCCGACGCAAGUGAGCACGCCAAUCAGCGACAGAAACAGAUUUUCAAGCCCUGGACUUCCAGCAACACUUCCAGCACAAUCAGAAACGUUCACAAUUCAGAUGUCUUCUAAACAUAAUGGUCUUUAUCUCUAUCUUACAAGGAUUCUCAGACCGAUUUGGGCAGAGAAAAUAGUCUCUUCUGUUAUUUUUGAAGACAAUAAGCAAUAUUAUGUGUCAUCUCUGAGUUUGAACGAUCUUGGAGUUUUGACAGCACGUCUCACCGGGUUGAAAAAUUUCCUAGAGAAGAACACUACACAAGCGAGCCAAGACAUACCGACUUUAAGUAUCAGGGAUGCGGAAUUGAUUUCCAGGUCGAAUUUGAGAAUGCGUCUCCAAGAAGCGCUCGCCCAGGAGAAAAUGUCUUUGGACGCUUUCAAAGUAUUUGUUGAACAUGUUACCCAGGUUUUUAACUUGUGGAGAAUCCUUUGCCAGCAUCAAUUCCAUGUCAUUAUUGGGACUCUUAAGCCGGAAUUGAUAAACCAAAUGAGCCUAGCUACCUUCAGAGAUUUGUCCAUGUGUGGAAAAGAACUGUGUUCUGCACUUAUAAACGGUUUAAUUAAUCUGUACUUAAAUGACAAUGCAUCUGUAGACAAUAUAAGUGCUAAAUUAAGAGAGGUUUGCCCAACUCUGUAUAAAAGCGAAGAUGCGACGUGUUCAAAAGUGAAUGAGAUAUUGAUGUCGGUUAAGGACGUGCGCAGUGAGGAGGAAAAAUUGGUCAUGCUCAGUUCUGCGAUUAAGCUUUGUAAAGAAGUGGCUCCGCAUUUGAACCAUUCGUCAGUCUGCAAACAACUUGUAAACCACCAAUAUUAUCAGGGAGUGAUUGAAGUGUGUUGCGACAUGGCGAACAAAGCCGAUCCACACAACCUUGCUAAGAGCUUUCUGAUGAAAAACCAACCCUUGGAUGAUGAUCUGGGCUCGAAAGCUUUUAUGAAUCGUUCGACCUGCUAUAAAGAUUUGGCAUACAUGCUCGACCAAAUUUACAUGAAAUGUCAGAUUGGAAACACUCCGGUUAGUUUUGACGAACCUCCUAGCACCAUUGGUCAAAAAAUCCUGGAAGAUACAAUCAUUCAAUGUUUGAACGUGGAAGAUGAAACGGCCCACUUAGUCGUGUACGAAUGGCUCGUUACUAGAAACUUACAAAAUUCCCUUGUCACCCUCGGCAAGCCUUCAGUUGAAAAGUACCUUUCUCGUUUUCCACCCGAUUCAAAGAGAUUUAGAGAUCUAAUGUGGCAGUACUACGAACGAUCUGGUGAUCAUGCAAAAGCAGCACUUAUUUUAUAUAAAUUAGCAACCGGAAGGGGAGAUGCAAUAAAAUUACAACAAAGGCUGACAUAUUUAGGAAAAGCAGUUAUGUGUAUGAGAAGUGACGAGGUGGGCUGUGCCCCUCAUCUUGGAGUCUUUCAUCACGAGCUUGAAGACUUAGUCCAAGUUACAAGAGUCCAGAAACAAGUUUUAGACAAAAUUAGUGGUAUGAUUAACACUCAUUCGAUGGCAGAAGAAGCUUGUAAAAAACUGAAUUCAAAUCUUCUUUCAAUAACAGAACUUUUUGAAGAUUUUGCAGAACCUUUUCAGCUUUGGGAGUGCAAAUUGACUAUUUUGAAUUGUGCAGGUCAUGAUGAUCAGGAGCUUAUUAAAUCAAUUUGGAAUGAAAUUAUUAAAUAUGAAUUGGACCAGUGUACUUCUAGUUUACCUGAUGAACAGAUGCUCGUUGUCAUGUCCAAAGUGAAAAGCUUAGGGCUGCAGUAUACAAUCCAGUCUCCAUGUUUUCCAGUCUAUUAUUUAGUUUGGCAACUAGAACUGCUCAGUUGCCGUCUUGAUGUGAACAAAUCUCGUGUAUACACUACGAUGAUAGAGACCGGAGUUUCAGUUGCGGCAAUGCUUGAUAUUUAUGAUAAAAUGUUUUCGGCUAAUGACAUAUGCUGGAGCAGACAGGGAAAUGAAUUUCAUCUUAUUCAAGUGAUUGCUAGUUUUGCCGACUCAUUUGUCACAAACACAAGGAUGGUUACUGCUAGUGAAUGGAGGGUGUUAGCUGAUCAAGUCCAGGAAUUAGUCACCUCAUGCCUUAGCACUCUUUUUAGCAAGCAAGACUGCGCACAACUUAUUUCCUUCUUGAAGAAAAUCAAGGAAAACCUCGAAAGGUUUAAAUCGGCCCCUUUUUCCCAGCAACAAUUUUUCUAAAGGAUGUAUUUUUGAUAUUGUUUUUAUCAUCUUAUUUGUAAAAUAAAUAAAAAAUAAAAAAAUAAAACUGUCAAAAUGAAGGGUGUAAAAUAAAAAGUAAAUAAAUUAAUUAAUUUUACAGGAAAUAUAUCAUCACUGUUGGUUCAAACCAAUUUCUUUAAAAUUUGUUUACCGCAACCUCUAUUGUAAUAAGACAGUGAUUUUAAACAUGUACAAUUUAACCAUAACAUUGAAACUGUGUUAUUUCAUGCAGUGUCAAACCACUUUUCUAUAUUUGCAAUUUUAAAAAUGAAAUAUAUUAUAUUGUGUUCUAAGAAUUAGUCUAUUGUUAAUAUGUCCAAAGUUUUUUGACGUGUGAGGGUGAAUGUCAUUUGAUACACGCAAAACUGUUUAUACUGUGCAUUAGGAUGUUAAAUAAACAUAAUUAAUAAACA
This is a messenger RNA of Cimex lectularius (bed bug), 5851 nucleotides long. It is a transcript of the gene Nup154, whose product is annotated as nuclear pore complex protein Nup154. Gene Ontology annotation, molecular function: structural constituent of nuclear pore. The transcript has 26 exons. Gene Ontology annotation, biological process: transcription-dependent tethering of RNA polymerase II gene DNA at nuclear periphery; protein localization to nuclear inner membrane; RNA export from nucleus. The record is from RefSeq and is a predicted model, not a curated record. Lineage: Eukaryota; Metazoa; Arthropoda; Insecta; Hemiptera; Cimicidae. Gene Ontology annotation, cellular component: nuclear pore inner ring; nuclear pore. Bases 1068 to 5417 code for a protein of 1449 amino acids.